UGACUCUCAGGCAACGAUUCGACUAUACUGUACGCCUUCACAAUGGAGAGUGACCGGUUGCCUCGAUCUAGGCGGAUGUUCGAUUUUCUAACGAACAUUCUCGAAACCAUUUUUAGGAGCACCGUAGUCCACGUGCUUCCGCUAAUAGUACAGACAACAUCCACCAGGGCGCAUGCACGGCCGGUACAUCCAGAAGCUGGCGCGCUCUCGCGGGUGCCGUCUUACAAGACAAGUACAAGCUGAACAGCAAGGGACUAAAGAUCGAGCGUUGCGGUACACUCCUGGUAGUAGUUCUAGAUUGUAUGUGAACACCGGAGAUAUAACCCUCCAGGUUUCUAGACGAGACAACAGAAAAUACGAAGUUGACAAUAGACUCGGGAAAACCCAGUCUGCGUAGUAUAGGGAGUAACACUUCAGGGACCACGUUAUCAAAUGCCCCCUCGAUAUCUAAGAAAGCUGCGCCUGUUAACUGACGAUUAUUAUUAGCAAGUUUCACGUGAGAUAUGAAAAUAGCUAGGUUAUCUAUGCAAGACAGGCCACGUCAAAACCCGAACUGAUAGGGAGCAAUUAAGUUGUUGUGCUCAGACCACCACUCCAUGCGUCUUUGAACUAUCUUUUCCAAUAACUUAAGUAAGUUGUUGGCAAGAGAAAUAGGGCGGUACGCUCCUUUCAUUCCCGGUUUGGGAAUAAACACUACAAAGUAGUUUUGCCACUGAGCAGGAUAUACCCUGGACUCCAACAUAAUGUUAAACAGCUUGCAGAAGCAGGAGUGUAACACAAGUGGAAAAUGAGAAAUGACUUUAUUGGAAGAUCUGGGCCAGGAGCCGAUUUCAUUUUAACUGAGUUGGCUACAGAAAGAUAUUCUUCUAAGCUGACACGUGCAGAGAGCACAGAACUAUCCACUGAGCCUGCCACGGCUGAGACGCACUCCAAGAGAUUGGUGUGAUUAGGUACAGGAAUCUGAUGAGUAGGAGCGAUUUUAUCAAAUACCGUACAGAAGCUGUUCAUAUCUAUAUUAUUCCUAUUGUUAUCAGAACGCGAGUAGUUCCUAGCAUGGGAAAAGGCCUUAAUAGUGCUCCAGACUGAGCCAAUAUCCGAGCGUGCAUGCAAGAAGCCACAGAAAGACCGAAAGGCCUUCCUUUUCUUUGUACGUAGGAAUCGUGACACUUCUUUGGAGAUUUUGAUGUACGACGACAGAUUGGCAAGACAGGAGUGGUUUCUGAAGAUGGUAAACGCUUUUCUCUUUUUUUGGAUCUCACAAGAGCAUGUGUCAUCCCACCAAGGUGUAGGCGGCUUUCGGGAGGGGCGAGAACAACUAAUGACCUUAGCGCCUGACGCAACAAGACUGUCUAAGAUCAACCGAGUAAGAUGAUUAUACGUGGUAUCUACACCAUUAUCCGCUACAAUUUUGUCCAGAUUUGAAGAGUAUUCUUGAGAAAACUGAACACAAGACUGUUGGGAGGCGUUCCAGUCGACUGCUUUUAAAGAUAUGUAGAGAUGGCAAGAAAUAGAGCCUGUAUACCUGUUGUACACACAGAUAUAAACCGGAUAGUGGUCGCUACCGUGACUACACUCAUCUCCACUAGCAGUUUAAGACCAGUUCAGGAGAGGCCAAAGUGAUAUCUAGCGUCGAUUCGUUGGAAAGGUCAGAUGAAGACCACGUUCUGUUGCCGUUAUUCAAAACCGACCAGACAGAAUUAGUGAUGGCUAGUUCCAACUUUCGUCCUUCAACGUCUGUGCGGAUCCAAGGGCCACCCCAACAAGGGCUUUUUUCAUUAAAAUCUUCACAAAUCAGAGCCGGUUCAAACUUAGAGCUCAGCUAAAGAAAAGAAGACCAGAAGUUAGCGUCAGUGGUCUAGUUUCCACCGAAACCUUCAAUUCGGUUUCACUCCGGUACGGAUUAAAUUUAGUGUUCCGUUUCCAUUGGAAGUAGAAUAGAAGUGAGAAAAAUUGAUAUUUCAGUAGAGCCAACUCAAAACUCGCUUGUGUAAAUAUAAACAGACAUGACCUGAAAAGAAUAUAAUCCGAGAAACUUCUAACCUAACCUAACCUUAAUCAAUAGUCCCAAUGCUAAUUUGCAGUCCAGCAUUAAUAUCACAGCACACUUUCUCACUAUAAAAAUUAUAUAAUUCGCUAGAAAUAAAAAUGUUGGCAGAAAAGAGAGUAUUUUCCCAUUAGAGCAUGAAUAUUUCCAGUGUAAGUUGUUUGGCUUUUUCUUCUAAAACUUUUUUUUCUGUAAUCCGAGUAAUCUCCACUAGUGCCUCUGCUGCCAUUAUCUCUACAUGAUUUUUUUCUUCUAAUUUUAGCAUGGUGAAGAGCGGUGUUUGGACUAAAGAAUCUCCUAAAAUUGUCGUUGAAAUUUGACAAGGAUUUAGACCCGGUUUCACAAUUCGCGAUUAACUCGAAUUAACCGAAGUUCGACUUGCUGAGCUCGGUUUAACGCGUUCAAUCUUCUUUGUCAAAUCUUCGCUAACCAAUCACAGUUCAUGUUUAGGAAGAAAAGAUGCGUUACGCCGAGUUCAGCAAGUUGGGCUUCCGUUAAUUCGAGUUAACCGUCAAUUGUGAAACCGGGCCUUAGUGCAGCAACCUUAGCACAUAAAGGUUUUGAGUGCACUAAUCAAACACUAAUCGCUGAGGAUCAAUAUCACUGGUAUGGCGGUGAUGGCGGUGAUAGAGAAGCAGCUUUACACGGCGUGAUCGUUUACGACAGGAGGAAAAAAAUGGCAUGCAGUAUUUCUCGCCGGUCGUUGACGCGACGAAGGUGUGCCUGCGUAAGGCGUUUUCACCAGGUGACAGCUCAGUGUCAGGAAUUACGUUAGUCAAAAAAGAGGGGAGAUUCCUUGUUGACGGGAGGAGUAUACGGCGCAUUUUGUGAGACAGAGAAGAGCUGGACUUAUUGAAACCGAUUGAUACUCGCACACGCUACACCACGACAACAUAAACAAUCACCAUGGCGAAAGAGAUGAUGAUAGUGUUUGUUUAUGACACUGCAAAAUGUUGUAAAGAGGAGGAUGACCCUGCUGAAGCAGUUAUGUACUUUCAUCCAGCCUGGGUAUCUCUCACACAGAGACUGGCUCUAGCGGGGCAGCUGAUGGGUGUGCACCAUUUUCUGACAACGUCAUUUUCAGCACCUCACUGCAUCACAUUACAAGGUGGAAAAUUUGUGUUAAAGAGAUUUGGGCAGUAUGUGUUGGCAGUGGGAACUGACAGAAACAUACAAGACUGGAUACUCGAAAGACGCGCUGAUAUUCUGGAAUCGUUGUUAAAAUUCUUUCACUGUGAUUUCGCCAACAUAUUGGAAUCUCUCAGUAAUGAUCGCAACAGGUUCACUGAGAAACUGUAUCAGAUGUUUGAGACUUAUCUACCAAUUCUUCAACAUAGUGCCAAUCUAUUUUCUAAUAUUCCUGUUAUUAAACUUCCAAAGAGUGCUAGUAACAUAUUCCUAGAAGCAAUGCAAGUGUUACAGCAAUGUCAAGAAAUAAAUGGCAUAUUAGGUGGCGCAUUGUUUUAUAAUAACAAGAUAGUUUCAACUCAGCUAGGUGCAGACUUGACAAAACAAAUCGUCAUAACCGACCCUUAUAGGAUAAAGGCUCCCGCGGACAAGAUACCAACGGAAUUUCAUCUACCCAUUGGUGUACAAUUACUACAAGUGUACGUGGAACGGAAACAAUUCGCAAAGCUGUUGCAAGAAGCAAAUAAUGAGCGGUAUUACAAUUCGUGCUUAGAUGUUGUGACUAAAAAGAUAUUACAGCGAAAGAAUGUAUCCAAGAGCAGCAUUAAGGAACCUCCUCCCACAUUAGGUAUGAAACGCGACACUUCGCGGAUCUUUACUGUUCCCGAGGAAGGCGAAUUGGAUUCCUCGAAUUACCCGUUGGUGCAGCAAUAUGUGCCAUCAGUGCCGCUUGUUCCCAACCACGAGUCGCCAAUACGACGCAAGCAGGAAAUCAAAUUGGAACGUUCAAAAGCUACUACUAUCACUACCAAUCCACUUACGCCUAGUGUGUGUGCAACACCGUUGAAAGACGUAGACCGAGUGCUGCAUGAAAACGCUAUGCUCAUUUGUUCGUCCGAGAGCGGCGGCGAAAAUGACGAACACCGAAGCUCAUUGAAAGACAACAACGACGAUAUUCCCGACGUUGUUAAAGAGGCACUCAGAUGUAAACGUUUAAACAAGUUGAGAAAUGCUACCUCGAAGGAAAAGUUGAUAAAGAAGCGAGAAUCCGAUAGGAAGAGUGUAAGCCUGCCAGAUCUGACAUCGUUGAUUAAACCACGUUUGAACGAUGCUCCUAGGAUUUAUCGACUAGAACUAGAUAAAAUAGUAUUUAGCGAAAUUUCUCCGGAUGACCGUGACGUUAAUUCGCCCGAACGAAAACUUGCUUCUGGCAGAAAUAAGCGACACUCACGCUCCAUCACAGAUCCCUGUUUUCCUGUUUUUCGCUACGAUGGUCUACCAGUUUCUCAAUCGUUAUAUGAACAGUAUGUUGCCUCGCACUGCGAAGAGUUGCGUGAUGAUGGCCGCAACUAUAAGCGUCACGAUGAUAGUAACAAUCUUCAAUUGAAAAACUUGUCGAGCAACCUGACAAGCUUAAAAAUGUCUACGAACAACAACAGCAACGUCGUAACAAACACUUGUGAAGAGCGCGUCAAGCCCAGCUGUCCGUAUGACAAAAACAAGCAGGAGACGUACAAGAGAUCAAUGAGUUUGCCGCUGAAGCCGCUCAAUGUUGUCGCCGAAAUACAUAACGGAGAUGAUCGACGAAAAUCGACGUCCGAGUGCGGUGGUGGUAGCUCGUGCGAGUUUCCUCAGAGACGGAAGCUGGACGGUCUGCAGCUGACGCCACUGAUGUCAAAACUGAGCCUGCUGGCUGACGAACGUACCAGCGGCUUCUGUAGUCGCGAAACUACACCGAGUGAGUUUCGUGAUUUUUCCGGAUUUUCCGGCGGUGCAGCAGCUACCACGGCCGCCGCCACAACGAUAUCGACAACAAAUCAAUUCAUUAGGCAGAAACUAGAGUCAGUUGAAAAGGAAGAGAGUGACGGUGAGGACGAGCUUGACGAAGACUGGAUUAACAACAAAAACGAAUCUGCUGCCUGCUUGGAAAAAGCAGAGCUUUUUCUCUGCGGUUAUCAGAAUAUGGUGCUGGUGCUGUUGAUGGAAAACGGUACUGCGAACAAUCCGGAGUUGAUACACUCUUUGUGGCAUACUUGCGUAAGUACGUUAGGUAAACUCGAGUCGCGGCUGCAGCAAUGUCUGGAACCAUUACCGUCUACGGAAAACAAAGAGUUAUACAGUAUUCUAAACGUAGACUCGCAGUGGGAUACGGUGCAACGUUCCGGACUCUGGGGUGUUACCGAGUUAGACAUUGUGUCCUGUCUUCACGACAGAUUUAAGCAAACGAGCAGUUUAACGGACAUCAUUGUUAGAACGGAAGACACGGUAGUUUACGGCAAUCAAUGCGGAGGAGUAGAAGUGUUCUAUCAGCAAGCGGUGGCGCCGAGUUCUUUCGCGGCUCUUCCUACGCCGGCGGAUUUGAUGGGGAUCGUGGCUCUCAAGGCAAAGCGUCGAUUGGAAAGAGAUCACGGAAUCGUGCUGUUGUAAAUCCAAGAUUGCGCGUUAUUUUUUUUUUCAGAAAAAAAAAGAAACGAAAACUAGCGCAUAUGUCCCCCAAUUUCGCUUAUUUAUUCUCGGGAGAAAACAGAUAAGUUCGACACUUCCUGGUGUCUCUUGUACUAUAUAUCACAAAGAAAAAAACGGAACGUUUUAUUAUAUCUUUGACCGAAAUAAUUAAUAAUUUUAACAGCGGAAAAAAAAAGGUAUGGAACAUUUUUCUAAAUGUAUUUUUGUAAUCUGUAAUUUUCCAAACGUAUUGAACAUAAUUUUCGGGUAAAUUGGCAACGAGCAAAACAACUUUUAUAUGUCGCUCUGCAAUGUACUUAUAUAGUGUAUACAAUCCAAAUACCAAUUAAGCAAUUUAUCAAAGCAGCAGAUUCUUCAUCGACUUGUGUUUUAUCGUUCACAUCAUUUCGGAGAUAAAUAUUAUACGGUGAACAAUUAUUUGUAGGACAUGUACGUUACGGUAUUGUGUAUGAGAUGUCUAGUGAAAUCGAGUCAUAGACACGCAACAGUUUUUCCUUUUGAAACUUGGAAGCAAUCCCAGCAGAAUUCUCAACAUUCUCGAUUUGUGGACAUCUUGUAUAUAUAGCCGACAUACUGUACAUAUAUGUACACAUGUAACACGUUAUUAGUAAUUUAUUUGCAUUUUAAUCAAGCGCUAACGCGCCUUAGUAAGGCGCGCUCAGUUUUAUUAGAGAGAAAAUAGUUGAGAAUAAUGUCCGCAUAAAAAAAAAGAAAUCAGUAUUCCACGAACGCGCUUCGUCCAGUAUUUCUAGUCGUCCGAAUUGCUUUUUGUAGGCAAGAUUAAAAUUGAAGUAUAAUAAUAAUAAUAUUAUUAUUAUAGGACGCGCCAGAGAGUUUGUCCGACGUUGUCAAUUUUAAUGUAAAAAUGUUUUAUGCGGCUGUUUUUUAUGUAGCAAUUUUUUGUAAUAUCAAGAAUACUCAGUGUUAAAUUUGUUCUCGUCUCGCGAUAUUUAAAUAAAACUGUCAACAAAAAAAUAACUGCGAGAGACGAGUUUUUAACAUUGGCGAUAUGCAAACGUGUUAGUCCCCACAUGUUUAUGUUGCGAUUAAUACUUCAAUGUUAUAUUUAACAUAUUAUUAUAUCGACGAGAUUUCACGCCAAGCAAUAAUGAGAACUGUGUUACAUCACCGUGCAUUCUUCGCGUGAUUGUUUCUUUUUUAUACAGAGAAUCUUCCUUCUCUUGCGUUUAUAAAGCAUAAUAAAUUUCGUCGGUAAAGCAUCUUAA
Messenger RNA from Pseudomyrmex gracilis, 6864 nucleotides. RefSeq lists its product as uncharacterized. NCBI's taxonomy places the organism in Eukaryota, Metazoa, Arthropoda, Insecta, Hymenoptera, Formicidae. The transcript has 13 exons. Gene Ontology annotation, biological process: vesicle-mediated transport. Bases 2951 to 5599 code for a protein of 882 amino acids. The record is from RefSeq and is a predicted model, not a curated record.